AUGCGCUACCCUCACUGCCCGGCACAUGGAGCCCAAUUGACUCACUGUAAGUUCUCAGAGAGAGGCCAUGCAUCUCUGUCCUCAGCUCUCAGCUCCCAGUCCUCUAGUCUGAGAGAGCUGGACCUGAGUAACUCUGACCUGCAGGAUUCAGGAGUGAAGCUUCUGUCUGCUGGAGUGAAGAGUCCACACUGUAAAAUGGAAACUCUCAGUCUGUCAGGCUGUCUGAUCACAAAGGAAGGCUGUACUUCUCUGGCCUCAGCUCUGAGCUCCAACCCCUCCCAUCUGAGAGAGCUGGACCUGAGCUACAAUCAUCCAGGAGACUCAGGAAAGAAGCUGCUGUCGGCUGGACUGAAGGAACCAGGCUGGAGACUGGACACUCUCAGGUAUGGAGAGAAUGAUGAAACAAGGAUCACUAACUCCUCACAUCGUUAUUCCUGUCAACUCACAAUCGACACAAACACAGUACACACAAACCUCCAACUGUCUGACAACAACAGGAAGGUGACAAAUGUGGAGGAGGUUCAGUCAUAUCCUGAUCAUCCAGACAGAUUUGUUUCCAGUUAUCAGCUGCUGUGUAGAAAUGGUCUGACUGGUCGUUGUUACUGGGAGGUCGAGUGGAGAGGACAUGUUUAUAUAUCAGUGAGUUACAGAAGCAUCAGAAGGAAAGGAGGCAGUGAUGACUGUGUGUUUGGAUACAAUGAUCAGUCCUGGAGUCUUUACUGCUCUGAUGAUGGUCCUCGUUCUGUCAGGCACAAUAAGAUUAAAACAUCCAUCUCCUCCUCCUCCUCCUCCUCCUCCUCCUCUGUCUCUAACAGAGCAGCAGUGUAUGUGGACUGUCCUGCUGGCACUCUGUCCUUCUACAGAGUCUCCUCUGACACUCUGAUCCACCUCCACACCUUCAAGACCACAUUCACUCAAACUCUUUAUCCUGGGUUUAGAGUCUAUCCUGGUUCCUCAUUGACAGGUAACCCUAUUGGAGUGGCCAUAGUGACGGGUGGCGUCUCAGCUUCAGUGUGUUGA
Messenger RNA from Oreochromis aureus, 1020 nucleotides. RefSeq names its product stonustoxin subunit alpha-like. Gene Ontology annotation, molecular function: protein binding. The record is from RefSeq and is a predicted model, not a curated record. Bases 1 to 1020 code for a protein of 339 amino acids. The transcript has 7 exons. NCBI's taxonomy places the organism in Eukaryota, Metazoa, Chordata, Actinopteri, Cichliformes, Cichlidae.